AUGGCGUAUUAUCCAAAACCUCGUAGGAGAAUGGUUGGAAAAAGACUGCUCUAUGCGGUCUCGAUUUUCGCGAGUUUAGGCGUUUUCUUGUUUGGCUAUGAUCAAGGAGUUAUGUCGGGGAUCAUAACUGGACCCCAGUUCAUUGGCUAUUUUGAGGAGCCCAAUGCGAUUCAAAUCGGGACUAUGGUCGCGAUCCUGGAGAUCGGCGCUUUCGUUACUUCUCUCGCAGCUGGCCGAGUGGGAGAUAUCAUUGGGCGGAGGAAGACCCUGCUGACCGGUGCCAUAAUCUUCACUCUCGGAGGUUUCGUGCAGACGUUCGCCAUUGGUUAUCAUACUAUGGUUCUCGGGCGGUUGAUCAGUGGAUUUGGUGUUGGGUUACUUUCAACCAUUGUUCCAAUCUAUCAAAGCGAGAUUUCACCUCCGACCCAUCGGGGAAAGCUUGCCUGCAUAGAAUUCACAGGAAACAUAAGUGGAUACGCAUUCUCAGUUUGGGUGGGCUACUUUUGCUCAUUCAUCGAUUCAAACCUCGCAUGGAGAACACCUCUAUUUCUGCAAUGUGUCAUCGGUUCUAUACUCGCUGCAGGCACGCUCGUCAUCCCAGAAAGUCCGAGGUGGCUGGUAGACAGCGACCAAGAUGACGAAGGGCUCAAGGUAAUAACGGAUCUUCAUGGAGACGACCCAGACAGUGCUGCUGCAAGGGCCGAAUUCCACGACAUCAAACGGACUGUGCUCGAGGAGAGGAGCAGGGGUGAAGGCAGGUCCUAUGCUACAAUGUUCAGAAAGUACGGACGUCGCGUCCUGCUCGCCAUGUCUUCGCAAGCAUUUGCCCAAAUGAACGGAAUCAAUGUUAUCUCUUACUACGCGCCCCGUGUCUUCGAAGAGGCCGGUUGGGUUGGCCGUCAAGCCAUUCUCAUGACCGGUAUUAACGCCAUAUUCUACAUCCUUAGCACGGUUCCUCCGUGGUACCUUGUCGAUAGGUGGGGUCGUAGGCCGAUUCUAUUGUCUGGGGCAGUCGUCAUGGGCUUCGCCUUGUUCGCGACUGGCUACUUCAUGUACCUGACCGCCUCGUGGACUCCCAACGCGGUUGUUCUCAGCGUCAUAGUAUUCAAUGCGGCAUUCGGCUACAGCUGGGGACCAAUCCCCUGGUUGUAUCCGCCAGAGAUCAUGCCGUUGGAGAUGCGGGCUAAGGGUGUAUCACUAUCUACCGCCACUAACUGGGCGUUCAAUUGGGUAGUGGCUUAUCCCGAAACAAAAGGAGUGCCUCUGGAAGAAAUGGAUAGAAUCUUCGGUGAAGAUACCUCACCAUCGGGACAUCUUCCGUUGCGAACAUCCGAAGAACUAGAACUAGAAUCUUACGACCAUGAAGCUCACGAUGUGGAACCCCACGAUCGCCUCUCCGGGCACUCGCGUCCUCGCAAGUCAGGAUCUCAAGACUGGACCUCACGGCGUUCGUCAUUGUCGGGUGACAAUGGAGAACUAGAGCCGCUGUCAAGACCGAGCCAAGGGUAG
Messenger RNA from Coprinopsis cinerea okayama7#130, 1509 nucleotides. RefSeq names its product receptor. Gene Ontology annotation, cellular component: membrane. Gene Ontology annotation, biological process: transmembrane transport; carbohydrate transport. Bases 1 to 1509 code for a protein of 502 amino acids. Gene Ontology annotation, molecular function: carbohydrate:proton symporter activity. NCBI's taxonomy places the organism in Eukaryota, Fungi, Basidiomycota, Agaricomycetes, Agaricales, Psathyrellaceae. The record is from RefSeq and is a predicted model, not a curated record. The transcript has 19 exons.